Zophobas morio is the source of this 9468-nucleotide messenger RNA. RefSeq names its product protein furry. The coding region runs from base 185 to 9268 and encodes 3027 amino acids. The record is from RefSeq and is a predicted model, not a curated record. Gene Ontology annotation, cellular component: site of polarized growth; cell cortex. Gene Ontology annotation, biological process: neuron projection development; cell morphogenesis. Lineage: Eukaryota; Metazoa; Arthropoda; Insecta; Coleoptera; Tenebrionidae. The transcript has 29 exons.
AACUAUGACAAUUGUGGAGUGAAAAGUGUAUUAAAAAUUGGUGACUUAUCGCCUUUAGAAAUUGUUUAUUGUACAUUGAACAAUGUAAAUCAGUGAUGAGUAAUCCAAAAUAAAUAAAAAGUGAACAAACUUCAAAAUCCAACCAUGUUCUCUAUGAGGUUUAAGUAACCCCAGAGGCCCCAUCAUGUCUGACAACCAAGCAGACCAAUACAGCGGCCAAGAUGCAGACAACUCCCUCAACGACUCAGACGUCGAAUGCUCUCAGAGCGUGUGCUCCGACACCCACAGCGACAACACAACCGUCUCCGAAAUGACCGACAAGAGCACCAUCUCUCUAUCGACGAUCCACGCCACCCUAUCGAACGAUGAGACGGAACAGCCCCAGAGCCCUUCAACAUGCACCGAUAAAAAGAACUCGUCGUCAUCGACGGCCGCCUCGUCGGCCCCAACCCGCGGCUUGCUGCUCCCGUGGGGCGUGCACAAAGAGUACUUCCCGCAGACCAUAUCCGGAAGCAGCGUGGAAAUCGACAUCAGACCCGGCGAAUACGUCAUGAGAAGUUUGUUCUCCGAUUUUACCAUUCUCGCCGAGAAGAAAAUCGAAGCUGUAAUGCAAGAACCGCAGGAGAAGCCGCUGUCGAAGACGUUGCAGCGAGGCGAAGACAUGCAGUUCGACCAGCUUUUGAGCGCUUUCGGGUGCGUGGGGGAGCAUUGUUUGCCUUCGCUUCUGCGGGCUUUGUUUUCGUGGUACGAGAGGCAGAUGGCGGAGGUGGCGCAUCAGGAGCAGAAAAAGUCUGACAUUAAGCAGAAAAGUAUUAUUUAUAUGGUGGCUGGGAACUCCACUGAAACUGUGGAAAGGUCGGAAGUGGAUAUCCAAAAAGAGAGACGCGACUUGGCUGUGGAGUUUAUUUUUUGUUUGGUGCUGAUUGAGGUUUUGAAGCAGCUUUCGUUCCAUCCAGGACACGAAGAUCUGGUGCAGCAUAUUGAAAAUCUUGCAUUUAAACAUUUCAAGUACCGCGAAGGGAUUCAAAAUAACCCGAACGGUAGCAACAUCCACAUGAUCUCUGAUCUUUAUGCUGAGGUUAUUGGUGCUUUGGCGCAGUCGCGAUUUAUGUCGGUGCGCACAAGGUUUAUGUCUGAGCUGAAGGAGUUGAGGGGGCGCGAAGCCAGUCCCCAUACCACCCAAAGCGUCAUUAGUUUACUAAUGGGAAUGAAAUUCUUUAGAGUCAAAAUGGUCCCUAUCGAGGAAUUCGAGGCGUCGUUUCAGUUCAUGCAGGAGUGUGCUCAGUAUUUUUUGGAAGUUAAAGAUAAGGAUAUAAAGCAUGCUUUGGCGGGGUUGUUUGUGGAAAUUCUUGUUCCUGUAGCCGCGGCUGUAAAGAACGAAGUGAACGUCCCUUGUCUCAAGAACUUCGUCGAAAUGCUCUACUCUCAGACGCUGGACGCAAGCACGAAAUCCAAACAUCGACUCGCUCUCUUUCCCCUCGUCACCUGCCUACUCUGCGUCAGCCAGAAACAAUUUUUUCUUCAAAAUUGGCACUAUUUUCUCGCUAUGUGCCUCUCACAUUUGAAGAAUCGCGACCCGAAGAUGUGCAGAGUGGCCCUUGAAUCCCUCUACCGCCUCCUCUGGGUCUACAUGAUCCGCAUCAAAUGCGAGAGCAACUCGGCCACCCAAUCCCGCCUCCAAAGCAUCGUCAACUCCCUCUUCCCCAAAGGUUCCAAAGCCGUGGUCCCCAGAGACACUCCUCUCAACAUCUUCGUCAAGAUCAUCCAAUUCAUCGCACAAGAACGCCUCGAUUUCGCGAUGCGAGAGAUCGUCUUCGACUUGCUAUCAGUGGGGAGACCCAUCAAGAUCAUUCUGACACCGGAACGUAUGAGCAUCGGCCUGAGGGCGUUCUUAGUGGUGGCCGACAGCCUGCAGCAGAAGGAAGGAGAGCCGCCGAUGCCACGAUCCGUGGGGGUCCUCCCCAGCGGCAACACUCUCCGCGUGAGGAAAACCUUCCUCAACAAGAUGCUGACGGAGGACACCGCCAGGAGCAUAGGAAUCAGCGCGUACUUCCCCCACGUCAGGAGGGUGUUCGUGGACAUCCUCAGAGCGCUGGACACGCAGUACGGGCGGCCGUUGAUGAUGACGAACACCCAGAACGUGAACAAAGAACCAGACGAGAUGAUCACCGGGGAGAGGAAGCCGAGGAUCGAUCUGUUUCGGACUUGUGUGGCGGCGGUGCCCAGAUUGAUUCCAGACGGGAUGACCGGCUCGGAGCUGGUGGACCUCCUCAGCCGCUUGACCGUCCACAUGGACGAGGAGCUCCGCGGCUUGGCCUACCAGAGCCUCCAGACCCUCGUCAUCGACUUCCCCGACUGGCGCCAGGACGUCUUGUGGGGUCUGACCCACUUCCUGGCCAAGGACGUCGUCGACACCUUCCCCAGCUUGAUCGACAACGGGCUAAAGAUGAUCCUCACCCUCUUGUGCGCUUGGAAGGGCGCCCUCACUAACCCCAACGUCAACGCCAACUCCAGCAUCCGCUUGAGCAAAGACGACAACAAGCGCACCGACAACGGCAAGUCCGAGCCGAUGUCGUCGGUGCUCCACCUGGUGGAAGCCCUCGCCGUGGUCAUGCUGUGCAACUACCGCGUCACCACGAAGCGCGUCUCCGUCUUGAUCCUCAAGGAAGUGAAGAGUUUGCUGAAGGCGUCGAACUGCUCGUCCAACCAGCCGGUGAUCGACGUCAUCGAUCGGGUGUGCCCGAAAGUGGCGGAGAAGUGCCUGCCGCUGCUUCCGCCGGCGGAGAAGACGGCCGUUCUCACGUCGAGCUGCAUCGAUCUGCAGUGGCUCGUGGACAGGACGGCGUCGUCGUGGAACGCCGGCUUGGCGGAAGACGGUUCCAUCAAGAGCGGCUCCGCCUAUAGUUUCAACGUGGUGGACCCGUGGAGCACGUGUCUGUUCGGGUUCUUAGAGAAGGACAGACUUCUGUCGCAGUGCCCCAACGUGACGGCGCAUUCGUGGCCGAUCGUCUUCACGAGGUUGAACGCCCUGUACUCUGUGGUGGAUCCGACGCCUUUGAACGACAACAGAGCGUCAUUGCUGAGAAGUUCGGCCACGCUGAAGAAGCCGCCCAACGAGAGGGACGCUUACAUGCACCUGUGGAAGAAUUACAUCACGUUCGCCUUCAGAGUGGUGCCGCACAUGUCCAACCCCAUCGUGAGGUGUGCCAGCCCCGAUCUCAGCUUAAGUUCGUCUCCGGAUAGCUUGAACACCGAACGCUCGGAUCUCAAGUCUGGCACCACCAGCGUGUCCCCCACCAGCCUGUACAAGCUCGUGGUGCCCUUGCUGCGGUGCGAAGUGGCCGACGUGCGGGACGCCGCCGUCUACGCCGUCGGCAACAUCAACAGCGACGCCUGUAAGGACCUCAUGGAGGAGCUGGUGAUCUACUUGCGCGAAGCCAUCGACAAGAAGCAAGAGAACGUGCGUAGACGCCGGCGUCGCGACGCCCUCAGGCUUCACCUGAUGCGCACCCUGGAGUACAUCGCCGAAAACGGCACAUUCAAUAUCAGUUCGUGCAUCCUGGAUAAAGACACGCAGUCGUUGCACCCCACGAUCGUGGAGUUCAUCGAAGGGGUGAGGUCCUACCUGGAGAACGAACCCGACAAGACGUCCAGUAGCGUCAAAGAUCUGACCUUGCACUUCGGCUACUUCCUCAAGAAGUUGAUCAAGACGUUCAGUCUUGAAGCCUGCCGGAGUCUGCUUAAGCGCGACCUCCGCAGAAACCUCUUCAUGAUGUUCUCCUUCUGGGCCGGCAAGUACGGGUUGACACCCUCGAACGUCCAUGAGACCGACAGCGCUAGCAAGAAGAACGCCGAACUCCAGUACGUGUCGUUGCAAGCCAUGAGUGCGAUCAUGUGCUGCGGGCCGUACUUCGAUACCACCGAUUUGGGUGAAGACAGCAUGAUCUAUCAUUGGUUGAGCACUUUGUUGGAUAGCAGCGAAGAAAAAGUCUACAAUCUGGCACAAGAGACGGUCAUUUUAUUCUUGGAGUCCAAUCCGGACAUCGGUCCGCUUCUGGACUGGGUGGUCGAUAAGUGUUACACUGGGACGUAUGCGGUAGCCGACGGAUGUUUUCUAGCCCUGGCGACGAUCUUCAGCGCCAGGGAGUACCCUUGUGACCACUACACGGCUAUAAUUAACGUGACCUUGAUGAACACGGGGUGUCCCAGACCUGCGGUGCGAGACACGGCGUUGCAGCUGCUCCAGUUGUUGGACAAGAGGUUCUUCGGAAGUGUAGGCCCUCUGGCGGAGAGUGAUCUAGCCGAAGGCGACAAGGGGCGGAGCACCCUCGACACCCUCCUCGCCACGACGUACAGAAGAUCGCAAGUGCAUUUAUCCGGACAGUUGGCCCUCCUCCACCCCGAAUUAACCAUGCCCAUGUUCUCAGAAAUCACAUACAGAUUCCAGUCGGCCCGCCCCGAAGUGCGCCAGCUCCUCCUCCAAUACCUGUUGCCGUGGUUACACAACAUGGAGCUCGUCGAUCCCAACGUGCCGCCCCCCAACCCACACACUUACCAGUUUUACGCCACGGAAACUGGGCGGAGUCGGAAGGAGGGGUGGGGCUCGGCGGAGGCCACCGAGAUGGUUUUAAACAACAUCUUUUACAUAACGGCGAAAUUCGGCGAUAACCACCCGAAAGAAAUUGAAGAGGUUUGGGCCACUUUGUGUACCUCGUGGCCCAACAACAUGAAAGUGAUCAUACGCUACUUGAUUAUUAUAUCGGGGAUGGCGCCGUGUGAGCUUUUGCCAUACACCAAACGUGUUGUUUUGUACUUGGCGAGGGUUCAGCCGGUGCGUCUGCUAGACGAAAUGAUGCUCGAGCUGCAAACCGUCGAGACCCUCAACUGUUUAAUCGAACGAACCGAAACUCCGCCCUUUUACCGCCUCACGGUGAUGCGGAAAACGUCGAGUCACUCCGACGGGACGAACGGUGCGGGCGGCCAAUCAGAUUCCAACGCUCGACAAGACUUAAAUAUCGAAAAGGGUACUAUCCAUACGAAAAGACACAGCGGAGAAGAUCCGUCCAAACUUAUCACGAAGACGAACUCGGGGACGGUUUUGUCCGACUUUAACACGAGGAUGAGGAAUUCGGACGACGGGUGCUCGUCAUCGGAUGACGUUCAGAAUUGCGAGGAUAUGUUUUUUCGUGAAAAGUACGACAUUCCGGUGCCGCAGCCCCACCCGUUGCCCAUGCCCGAGUACGGGGGGUACUUCGCUCCGUUGACUGAGUACCUGCCCGAGACGUCGCAACCGAUUUCGGGGUUUCACAGGUACUUCUUUAUUUGUGUGUGUAACGUCGGAGUUAUGCUACUGUGCGACGUCGUAGUCGAUGGGAUCGAAUUGGAUUGGACGGUUCAUGUCCCCUUGAUGCUACAUAUUUUGUUUCUGGGCCUGGACCACACGAGACCAUUGGUGUACCAACAUUGCAAGCAGCUCCUACUUAAUCUUUUGAUCGUUCUGGCCCAGCACAACGACCACCUAACGGUGGCCCACAUCCUCCUCAACAGUAAAACAACCCAGCUGGAACUGGGUCUCACCACUCCCAGCCUCCCAAUAUUAAAACACAACUUCACAGAACCCGACUCCGUCUUCGACAUCUACCUCCAGAACAGCGCCCCCACUGCGGUAACCGACCCAACUAAACCCAAACCGGGUGUCGCAACCUUACCCGAAGGUGACGUAACCGAAACCAAAGAUGUCGCAGCGCCACCGCCUGUGAUCAUCACACCGGAAGAUUCCCCGGCGAUUUCCAUCACCAAUAAGCUGGACAUAACCAUAGCUUUGGUGAUUAAGUCGUUGAUUGAUUUUCUGAGUAACCAGAGCAGCCCCCUUUGGAACUACGAGGACAUCACGGCCAAAGUCUGGACGAUCAAGAGCGUCGAACAGAUCGAUAUUUUGUUGCAACACAUCCUGAAGAUCUUCCAGUUUUCGCUGCCCAAUGCACACAUUAACGAGAGGUGGGCCCAGACGGCGUUGCAACUAGGGCUGAGUUGCUCGUCGAGGCACUACGCGGGAAGGUCCCUCCAGAUCUAUAGGGCGUUACGAGUGCCUAUUUCUUCGAGGAUGCUGUCGGAUAUUCUGAGUCGGUUGGUCGAGACGGUCGCGGAACAAGGAGAGGAUAUGCAAGGUUACGUGACUGAGCUCCUCCUCACCCUCGAGUCGGCCGUCGAGUCCCUCGAGUCCGACUUCCGCCCGCUCGACUUCAUGAAGGACUUCUUCAAGUCUACCCCCAACCUCAACAACAAGGACCUCAUCACCCACAAGCAAAUCCCCGAGGGCAACGUGGCUCACUCCGCCGCCACCGCCCUCUUCAACCACUCCCUCCAGGCGGGCCACGCGCGCAGCACCAGCUAUUCCGUCUCGUACGGCCUGCGCAAGAACGUCUCCUCCCCGGCCAGCGACACCAAGGAGCGCGCCCGCAACCCCGAGAUGGAGCACCGGCCCGGCGUCAACAAGUUCUCGUCGAACCUGUCCAGGUCUCGGUCCGCCCAGAGCCUCAAACUCCUCGGCGACUCGGCCACCCAGGACGACAAGCUCACCAUCCUCGCGCAGCUGUUCUGGCUGGCGGUGUCGUUGCUGGAGUCCGACUACGAGCACGAGUUCCUGCUGGCGGUGCGGCUGCUGGCUAGAGUGAUGCACCGGCUGCCCCUGGACCGGCCCGAUGCGCGCGAUAAGGUCGAGAAGCUGCAGUCGCAGCUGCGCUGGACGGCGUUCCCGGGGGUGCACGCGCUCCUGCUGAAGGGGUGCACGCACCCGAACAUUUACGAGCCGGUGGCGGCGCUGCUGUCGCAGUUCACGCCGCUGCUCAACCUGGUGGUGGUGGACCCGUCGCAGACGGUGGCCUUCCCGAUGAACGUGAUCGCGCUGCUGCCGUACAUGCUGCUGAACUACGAGGACGCCAACGAGAUGUGCAUAAGGACGGCGGAGAAUAUCGCUCAGGUGAGCAUCGAGAAGAGCAAAAAGCUCGAAAAUUUGGGCACGGUCAUGAAUCUGUACAGCCGGCGGACCUUCAGCAAGGAGAGCUUCCAGUGGACCAAGUGCGUGGUGAAGUACCUGUAUGACACCUACGCCCAUUUGAGCUUCAAUAUGUUGACAUUCCUCAUUGAAGUCCUCGAAAAAGGCCCCGCCAACCUUCAGCUGCCCGUCCUGAACAUCAUCCACUGCAUCCUCCACUACGUGGACCUGGGCUCGGCCGCCGCCCAUCCCAUCAACACCGACCUGCUCCGCAUCGUGGUCAAGUACAUCGAAGGCGUCCACUGGAAAGAAGCCCUAAAAAUCCUCAAGCUGGUGGUGACGCGUUCCAGCUCGCUAGUGGCCCCGCCCAUCUCCUCCGUACACUCGAAUUGGGAGAGCUCGCUCAACCCCCUGCCACACCCCUCCUUCAACGAGGACAGCCUCUUCAACAAGAAGGAGUUGCCCGGGCGGACCAUGGAGUUCACGUUCGACGUGUCGCAAACGCCGGUGAUCGGCCGCCGCUUCUUCAACAAGGUGGAGGAGACGCAACCGCUGGUCACGCCCAGGAGGUCGUGCUCGUUGAGUCCGGCCGACGUCACGCCCCAGACGGGGUGGAAGCGCCCGUGGAUGUCACAGGGUCGCGUGAGGGAGUGUUUAGUCAACUUGUUAACAACCUGUGGACAACGAGUCGGUCUGCCUAAGAGUCCCUCGGUCAUAUUCAGCCAAACUUCGGACAUAAUCGAGAGGCAGUCGAGCAUGGCGUCGAGCACCGAGGAGAUGUCGUGCGGGAACAACGACAUGAGCGGCGGGUCGAGGCGCGACGACGCCGCCACCGAGUUCGGAGUCUUCAAAGACUUCGAUUUCCUCGAAUACGAGAGCGAGAGCAUCGAGGGUGAAAGCACGGACAACUUCAACUGGGGCGUAAGACGCAGACCCCUGAGUCAAGGUGAAGAAGAACAGCCCAGCUUUAAGCAACUGGAGGACAGUCUGAGCGAGAAGACACCCAUGUUGACUGUUAGAAAGAGACUCAUGACUGAAGAAUCGUCGGAUGACGAGGUCGGCUCUGAGUCGCCUCUGGACGAGAUCGUCAUAGCUCCGGAGUUUGACAACAGUACGGGUGAAGGGGGGGUGGGGUUUCCGCCAUCUUCGCUUGUUUUGAGGGAACAGUCGCAGAUUAUAUCGAGUGCGAGGUCGGACACCAGUGGCUCGAGUGCUGGAGACCUCGGCGAAGUGACCCCCUGCAACGCCUCUCCGAACUUCUCCGGGAUUUUAACCAUCCGGCCGAGUAAGAGCGACGUCCUGGAGAACUGGACGUCCUUCAUCCAGACGAACAUGAUCCAGAUAUCCACCAACACGCUCCAGUUCUUCCACCAGUUGCAGAAUCUCGUCAAGGACGUGUGCACUUCCACUAUAGAAAUAACCAAAGAUUCGUGUUCGCACAUGAUGCAGUCGGCUGCUGGCGGCUUACCGACGAUCAAAUUGAUCGGGUCCAGGUUGAAUUCCAUGAUCGAUAUCAUCUCGUACAGGAUUCUACCGCCGAACUUGAUUUGGUUCAACGCUUCGGCUUUGAACAACACGAAGUUCAUAGAGACGAUGAAGUACGGGAUGUUGGAGGUGCAAGAGCACUUGGAGACUUUUUGCGACAAGAAGGAUCAAGCGGCAGUGUACUGCAACGCUGUCAAAACCACGCUAAAAGUGGAAUAUUUGAGCGGCCAGCACCCCACAGAAGUGCAUCAUUAUCUCCUAGACCUAGGAAAGUCUCUCUAUAAACUCUAUUUUCAACUAUUACUCUUGAUAGAAGCUGGAAAUAAAAUCGUCGCUGCUCUACACAACACCUUGAGAACUGCAGAGUUCAAAGACAUCACCGCAGAUGUUAACUUGAUAAAAGACGCUCUGUUGAGGAGCUCAGAAGAUAACGAAGCCGACGGCGGCGUUUCGCCUCCUUCCACCUCCAAUUCCGACACAAAUCUCUUCAAACUGAUCGAAAGCGAAAAAUUUUCAGCCGCUUUGGCGUUCUUCAAGUCAAACAAAGACGAAUUAAUCAAGGAAGUCAAUGAUCUAUCGGAUCUAAAUAACGACGUCUACAUUAUUCUGAGUCUGUAUUGUAAGAAGGUUAUCCAGGAUAAGCCAGAGUGCUUUGUCAUGACCAACCAGGAGGGAGAUUUAGCCGACAUUUUUGGAAGACUGUUUCAGGUUUCGGCCGCCGUUGCCGAUCUAGAGAGCGUUAUUAAAAAUACGCAACCGUUGGAGAAGGCAACGGAUAGUAAAAUUUAAAGAUUGUUUAGACUAAGUAUGACGAAAUUUAUGAGAUUUGUACUGUGAUUGUAACAUGAGCCAAGGUAUGAACAAUGUAAUCAAAUUUAAUGUAGGUGUAGCUCGUAGAGUAAAUUAAGACUGAUGUUUAAUUUGCUUGGUGGUAAUUGCUGUAUUAGACGAAUGAAUAUGUGUACGAAAUACAUGGAGUAGAAAAUUAA